CGCAGGAAUCGCCAGCUAAAGGUCAAGAUGGCGCCUUGGGAGGAUUUUGAUUCCAUCUUUCAGUUCAACAAGGACUUUAGCUACGAUGGCAAGCUUAUUGAACAGAUCAUAUCCAAUCGCCGUGCUCUAGAGGAACGGCUUUUCGCAGACAGACUCUUGGGAUUGCUCGGCGUCAGAAAAGUCACACGUCUCUAUCCUCCUCGAUCCAAUGCUGACCUCCGUACACUGAUCGGGCACAUUGUAUCGUCUCCGCUCGACAUCCAUCACAAGCAAUCGUUGAUAUACUACAUUCUCAAAGAUUGCCGCGGCUCCAGCAACGAUGCGGCUACGCAGUUCUCGCGCCGGUGUCACCUGCCGGAGAAGUAUAGGCUAUUCAUAGACGGGUUAUGGAACCUUGAUAGAUUGGAUUUCAAACGAGCUGUCGAAUACCUGACCGAGCCCUCCAUUAUUCCCACAUUUCCCGACGAGAUCCUCUACGUCUUGACCCUUCCUCAUCUCCCCAAACAUGAUGACAGCCUCGUCAUGGCAUAUUACCUCACCGUGGCCCCGCCACUGGCCUCCGAGAAAGUGCAGAGAGCCUUCUUCAAAACCCUGUGCCGCGCAAGUAUUACCGAGGCUUUCUACUUCACGCGCAAGCACGAUGAAGAACUCCGCCGAAGAUACCUGGAGAAGCUCAUUGAAUUUGUCCUGUCAAGCGAGGCUGGCUCCGCGCGAAGUGCAAGGGCUAUGGAACUGAUUGGUCUUCCUUUCGAUGCGCAGGAGGAAGAGUGGUUCGAGGAGUCUCUACUCCGUGGAAAUGCGCGUGGGCUUCAAGGACACAGAGACACGGUCAUGAUGCGACGCCUGGCAACAGGGAGGCUGAAUACCCUGUCUACCGACCUUGAGUCGUUAGGUGGAGAGAAAGUCGAUGGGUUGAACUGGGACGUUCUGCGGCAAAGCCUGGCUCAAUCAAAACUUGUGUCAUCUACCAGUGGCGCCAAUCAGCAAACCUGAGGCACAUUGUCGGCAUCGGCUACAAUGCGGAUUGAAGCAAGUUAUUCGGAAGUUAUCUGGAGAAUAGGAGUUCACAUGGGGACUAAUGUAAUUUUAUGAUGCAUCGGGAUAUUGACUAGAGGCUACGGUGGCUCUGUUCCUCCUUUAUGGGCUCUUACUGUGCUUGAGACAAUCAGCAUCAGUAAUGACUACUAUCGACCUCGAGAAUCAGAACACAGAUGAAUAUGUACUCCGGAGUAAGGAAGUGAUGAGAGCACAUGAUAAUGUAUUUGCGGUACAAGCCAUACACGGCAACUGCUGGC
This is a messenger RNA of Aspergillus saccharolyticus JOP 1030-1, 1295 nucleotides long. Its product is annotated as ELYS family protein. The record is from RefSeq and is a predicted model, not a curated record. Lineage: Eukaryota; Fungi; Ascomycota; Eurotiomycetes; Eurotiales; Aspergillaceae. The transcript is spliced from 3 exons. Bases 28 to 993 code for a protein of 321 amino acids.